Molecule: messenger RNA, 361 nt
Organism: Paramecium primaurelia
Lineage: Eukaryota; Ciliophora; Oligohymenophorea; Peniculida; Parameciidae
Source: the annotation of a GenBank genome assembly
AUGAACCCUGAAACACUUUAAUCAUUAGAAUAAUAAUUCAAUAUAGCAAGUUUAGUUUAUUGUUUAUAUCAUAAAUCUAGAUAAGAAUCCUGAAGAAAUUGUAAAUGUUCUUGAGAAGGCAUUAAAUGAUUAAUAAAAGGAAACUAUUAAUUAAUUAGUGGCAUUAGAUCAAGAAGUUGAUGAUAUUAUUAAUUAAAUCAAUAAAUUAGAUAUGAAAUAUGUGGAAUUUGAAGGAUUAAUAGAGGCUCAUACAGAACAUAUUAAAGCAAUUAGCAGAGGCACAUAAAAUAUGGAAAGUUAUUUAAAAGUAUUGGAAAUUCGUAUAAAAAAUUAAGAAUAAUUAAGUGAAUAUAUUAAAUGA